This is a messenger RNA of Parathielavia appendiculata, 1517 nucleotides long. Its product is annotated as NAD(P)-binding protein. Gene Ontology annotation, molecular function: nucleotide binding. The transcript has 2 exons. The record is from RefSeq and is a predicted model, not a curated record. Bases 137 to 1309 code for a protein of 390 amino acids. Lineage: Eukaryota; Fungi; Ascomycota; Sordariomycetes; Sordariales; Chaetomiaceae.
AUCAAGCACCCAUUCCCAAACCAGCUCAGGAUCCAUACCAGACGCAGCCAAGUCAGUCCAAUUUCCCACUUAUCACUAGUAACUACAUCACGUCCUCACACCCCAUUGAAGCGUAUACACUCCACUGACUCCCACCAUGUCUUCCCAUCCCACCUCCAGCCCCCGCAUCCGCGUCGCCCUAAUCGGCCUCUCCUCCUCGGCCAAAACAGCCUGGGCUUCGCGCGCCCACCUCCCCUACCUGCUCUCCCCGCGCGGCUCCUCCAAAUACGAGAUUGUCGCCCUCCUCAACUCGUCCGUCUCGGCCGCGCAGGACGCCAUCAGGGCCUACGAUCUGCCGGCCUCGACGCGCGCCUACGGCGAUCCGGCCGCGCUGGCGGCGGACCGGGACGUCGAUCUUGUCGUGUGCAAUACGCGCGUGGAUAAGCAUUUUGAGACGGUCGUGGAUAGUGUCAAGAAUGGGAAGGAUGUCUAUGUGGAAUGGCCUCUGGCGCAGGAUGCAAAGCAUGCGAGGGAGUUGGUGGGGUUGAGUCGGGAGGCCGGCGGCAGGUCGGUGGUUGGGUUGCAGGGGGUGGUGGCGCCUGUUGUGUUGAAGUUGAGAGGCUUGUUGGAGGAGGGCCGAAUUGGGAAGGUACUGAGUUCGGAGUUGAGGGUGUUUGGCGGGCUCGGUGAUCGGGCUACUGUGCCUGAGGGGUUGGCGUAUUUCACGCAAAGGGAGGUUGGGGGGAAUGUUUACACUAUUGGCUUUGCUCAUGUCUUCGACAUGGUCCAGCGGGUUCUGGGGGAGCUCGCCUCGGUCAAGGGCGACUUCCACCUGCAGCGGCCCGAGGUGAAGAUCACGGAUCCGAGUGCCGGCGCGGUCAAGACGGUCCGGUCCAACGUUCCGGACUUGAUCUUGGUCUCGGGCAAGUGGAACGAGUCGGCCAUCACGCAGCAGAACGCCACGCUGCACUACCGCUUCCGCCGCGGCCAGCCCUUCCCCGGCGAGGCGGCCCUGGAGUGGACCAUCCAUGGCGAAAAGGGCGAGAUUAGGAUCGUCUCUCCGCAGAAUACCUUCAUCCAGGUCGGGGAUGACACGUCGCCGCGCAUCAUCGAGGUGCAUGACUUUGCGACGGACAAGGUAGACAAGGUCGAGUGGGAUUGGGAGGAAUGGCAAAAGGACCUGCCUGUCCAAGCUCGGGGUAUCGGCGCUCUGUAUGAUGCCUUUGCCGAGGCCAAGGCGGCUGGGGCCAAGAAAGCCUAUGUCACAUUUGAUCUGGCGGCCAAGAGACAUGAGCAACUGGAGGAGUUGCUCUCCAAGUGGCAGGCUUGAUGGAGACAUUGUAUGUGUCUGAAUGACUUCUGGAUGUUGUCUCGAAAACAAGUCUGCGAGUCUCACUUAUAUGUGGAAGCCUGCGCUUGAAACAGCGUCUGAAUAGCUCUUGGGUAUCUAGCGGUUAUGACGCGACCGAAUUUCUAUGACCACUCCCCUUUGAUGUGGAAUCCCCCUUGGGCCGGGAACCGAAGAGACUCCUACUUCU